Molecule: messenger RNA, 2106 nt
Organism: Cyclopterus lumpus (lumpfish)
Lineage: Eukaryota; Metazoa; Chordata; Actinopteri; Perciformes; Cyclopteridae
Gene: serinc2
Product: serine incorporator 2
Exons: 10
Coding region: 98-1483 (461 amino acids)
Cellular component (GO): membrane
Source: RefSeq, a predicted model, not a curated record
UGAGGUUACUUGACACCGCCAUUUUGUCUGAGUUUCUUCCUGUAACUUUUCGAUAUCUCACGACUCCCGUCCGAAUUGUGAAUUAAACUAAGCCAACAUGGGUGCUUGUUUGGCAGUGGGUUCCCUUGCCAGUUGUGCGUCCUGCUUGUGUGGCUCGGCCUCCUGCCUCCUGUCAUCAUGCUGCCCGUCAACGUACAACUCCACGGUGAGCCGGCUGGCCUUCUCUUUCCUGCUGCUGCUCGGGACUCUGGUGUCCGUCAUAAUGAUUCUCCCAGGCAUGGAGGAGCAUCUUAAACAGAUUCCAGGUUUCUGUCUCGGUGGCACGUCCAUACCUGGCAUAGACAACAAGGUGAACUGUGACAUCAUUGUCGGCUACAAGUCGGUGUACCGCAUGUGCUUCGCCAUGGCCUGCUUCUUCUUCCUCUUCUCCCUCAUCAUGAUCCUAGUGCGCAGCAGCAAGGACCCCCGAGCCGCCGUCCAAAACGGUUUCUGGUUCUUCAAGUUCCUGUUGCUUGUUGGCAUAACAGUGGGAGCUUUCUUCAUUCCAGAUGGCAUCUUUAAUACAGUGUGGUAUUACUUUGGCAUGGUGGGCUCUUUCUCCUUCAUCAUCAUCCAGCUCCUUCUGCUGGUGGACUUCGUCCAUUCCUGGAACCAGAACUGGCUGGAGAAGGCCGAAAACGGAAACUCCAAAUGCUGGUAUGCAGCUCUGCUGACCUUCACCGUCCUCUUCUACGCCUUGGCUUUCACCGCCGUUGUGCUUUUCUACGUGUUUUAUACCAAACCUGACGACUGCACCGAGCACAAGGUCUUCAUCAGCCUCAACUUCAUAUUCUGCAUCAUCGUGUCCAUUGUGGCCAUUCUGCCCAAAGUUCAGGAGGCUCAGCCCACCUCAGGCCUCCUCCAGGCCUCCUUCAUCUCCCUUUACACCAUGUAUAUCACCUGGUCUGCCAUGACCAACAACCCCAACCGGCAGUGUAACCCCAGCCUGUUGAGUUUGGUCCAGCCCGUGAGUCCAACUCCGCCACCAGGACCUGCUCCUACCGCGUCCCCUGGAGGCACCCAGUGGUGGGAUGCACAGAGCAUCGUGGGAUUGACCAUUUUCUUGUUCUGUACUCUUUUUGCCAGUAUCCGCUCCUCCAACAACAAUCAGGUGAACAAGCUGAUGUGGACCGAGGAGGGCCAGGGUAUGACCGCCGAAUACGAGUCCGCGUCAGGGGAGGACGGCGGCGUCCGGCGGGCCGUGGACAACGAGGAGGAGGGAGUCACCUAUAACUACACCUUCUUCCACCUCAGCCUCUGUAUGGCCUCCCUCUAUAUCAUGAUGACUCUCACCAACUGGUACAUGCCCGACAUCGACUACCAGGUCAUGCAGAGCACCAUGCCGGCCGUGUGGGUGAAGAUCAGCUCCAGCUGGGCCGGCCUGGCGAUCUACCUCUGGACCCUGGUGGCUCCGCUGGUGUGCUCUUCCAGAGACUUCAGCUAAAGAAAUUUUUUUUUUAAAAAGGGGGUAGUCUUUCAACAUGUUGCUGGUAGCCUGUUAAACCCUUUGUUUUAAAGAAAGAUGGGUUAAGCUUCAAAUUGAUUAUCUUGCACUUACAACUCCACAUUCAACAUUGAAGAAUGAAAGUGUAAUGUGCUUUGUUCUUAACUUGACUAAAUGUUUAUUUGUGCGCCUCGAGUUUAAACUUUCAGUUUUGAAGGAACAUAAAUUAGUUUGAGUCGAGCUUUAUUCACACAUUCCAGGCUUUCACCUCAGGUCAUUUAAUAUCUUUCACUGUUACAAAUAUUCUAAUUGAGAGCACCGUGCCUUUUUUAUAUAGGACAAGACCAAAUGCAACUUAAAUGAUCCCUUUGGGGAAUUGAUGUUUUGGCUUUGUUUCGCUACAGUUAUUUUAGUUGUUAAUACUUUUUCCAUUCAUCUAUGAAUCAGUUGGAUUUUAUGGAAAGAUGUUGCACACAUUGGUUUAAUGCUUUUUUUUUUAUUACACAGCUUUGCCAAACAAAUGGUGCCUUCUCCUAAUUUGCACACAAGGACAUGUUUUAAUGUUGCGUCCUCAAUAUACUAUUUGUUCACUUUUAAUUUUAAUCAAUAAAGUUUAAAUUCUA